AAUUCGCGUCGCAAUGUUCGUACAGUUAAAUCGUUUACCGUCACGCGUAGAUAAAUGCAACGUUUCUUGUGCUAGAUUAGAGAGUUCGAUAAAUCGUCUGUACUAUUCUCAACGGUAUUAGCGUGUCGCACAAUUGCAUGAAAAUGGCCGGUGAAACUCCGGUGAAUCAGUGAAAUCGGUCACUGCUAAUUACCAGGGAAAAAAUCAGUUUCUCGUUGUCAUUAAUUAAAACAAAGUGUCGAGAGGAAAAUCGCGGCGCGGAUCUUUUGUUUAGUAGUCGAGGACGUGCGCUAUUCGAUCCAUUAUUUACACGUGCGCGCGACGAGCUAUGUUUAAUGGAUGAAAAAAAUGCGUCAAACAUGCUGCCACUAUGUUUCCGAGAUCACAACUUCUGAUACCGUGACCGUGUUCAGUGGAAUCUUUUAUGUGCUUUUACAAUUCUAACUUGCCUUCUCGGGGUAUCUUUCGAUGUCGCCAUAGAGAUUUUUAUUUGCAUAGUUUUGCAAACGUAAUAAUCGAACGGCAAGCAUCAGGUUUAUGGCUCUUAAUCGAUUUUUAACGACGAUUAAUACGUUGAAUGUUGCGAGAAUCGAUGCUGAUCAACACCAGACACCACGCGGACUAUCGACGAUCCAUAGGAAUCCGUCGAAUUUGAAAUUUGAUUUCUUCUCUCCCAAGAACAAUACAUUCUUUUUGUCAGAAAUUUUGUCGCACUUUGUUACGGGUUAUUAUCUGAAUUGAAUAACUGGCAAGAAUCAAUGAGUAACAAUAUUGAAUAUGUAAUUACCGUUGGGAUACAAUUCCUUUUCCUAUUGACAGUGAUGAAUAUUCAGUGAAAAUAUAAACGCAAUUAAAAAGGCAGCAUUAUUAUCCACCUAAUUUGUGAAUUGUCACAACGUAUACGUUAAUGGCAGCGAGAAUGUUAAAUAAUUUAUUUUCAAAUUUUGAAUUUUAAAUUAGAUUACCAGCGAUUUUGAUUUAAUCUGCUUCAAAUCUUAUGCCAAUCAGAUUUUGUGAAAACAUUUCGCUAUCGUUGGUGUGAAAAUAUAUCGUUCUAUAAACCAAAUGAUAUAGAAACCGUGACAUGCACAAUUCUCCUAACAGCUAACGUAUUAAUUUGCGAGAGUAGAAAUAUCGUUUGAUCAUUUGCAAGCAUUGGUUACGUAUAUCAAUCACGCGACAGGCAUCGAAAGGAAAACACGAUCGCAGAUUUCCGACGACCUUGAGCGUCUCGGUUGCUACUCAGUGGACGUUUGUAGGAAAGUGACGUCUUCGCGCGAGCAUACCUUUCCAUAGAUGUUACCUCCACCACAAAGUGGACCCGCGCGAUCGUGAUCGGGAUUGUGUAUAGGAAACACUGCCAAUCCCUUCGUCGCGAGGACUUUGCGAGGGAUCGAAGCAUGGGCCGCACAGGAUACACGUGCAUCAGGCACGUUUUCUGCUCCCUCAACGUUCUCAUUUGGUUAUGCGCUUGUGGAAUUUUGGGUGCAGGCCUGUGGCUACGAUUGGCUUACUCCGGAUACACGACCUUGGUGCCGCACUACAGUUUCGCGUCAGCUGACUCGUUGCUGUUGGCCGCCGGAUGUGUGACCUUCGUCAUCGCCUUCUUCGGAUGCUGUGGUGCAUGGUUUCAAUCGAGAUGCAUGUUAAUCACGUACUUCUUUUUGGUAAUACUGAUGUUCCUCGGUGAAUCCAUGUUGGGUACUCUGGCCUUCAUCUUCAGAGAACAUUUAUCGAAGAGCUUGAAGGAUGAGCUUCUUUUCGGUAUCGAAAAACAUUAUAAUCUGACCAGGGAACCUGGUACUCUUCCUGCUAUAUGGGACCAUAUACACACAGAGUUCCAUUGCUGCGGUGUACGAGACUAUACGGACUGGUUCCGGAUCGAUGCAUGGCCGACGGAAGACCGCGUACCCGAUUCCUGUUGCAUACAGAGGGAACGAUAUUGCGGUCGUCUUGGCCCUGGGGAACGAAACAAGGAACAUUGGUACCAAGAAGGUUGCGCAACAGCUAUUCAAAUGUGGCUAGUUACUAGGCUUCACGUGGUCGGAACCGUUGGUCUUGUUGUGGCUUUCCUUCAGCUAUUCGGACAGGUGGCCAGCAUGAUCUUGUUCUGCACCGUCAGGCACAAGAGAUCAUCUCACACGUACAAGAGCUACGAUACUGCGAACACCUAGAAUUUCAGAUGGAUCUUAGACGAAACCAGUGUCUAAGAUCCAUCGAAUCCAACCAAUUAUAUAUUACACGUUACAUUCGCGAUGAUCACGAUCUUCUUCGUGAAACGUCUGAAGAAGAUUUCGAUUGUCGCAUGCGCUACUCCUCGAGCGAGAUAUGGAUCCCUGUAAAUUUCCUUCGUUGCCUUCGAUGCUAUUCCGUAAUGCUAAGAGGCUAAAAAGACUCCUUUUCUAUCGUAGAAUUUGAGUAGGACCAGUGAUCACUGCGAAUCAUCGCGACUCUGCGUAAGCGUCAAAGAUCGUUACGAAGAUCGUGAAAUUUCUGCUAAUCCGCGAAAGAGAUAAUAGGACGAGUUGAUAAACGAGCACGGCUUCAAAGAUGCACAAGAUACGCCAUUACUUGGCUCGUUACAUUCGAUGAAUGAUUGCUUUUCCUAAAGGACCAGCUUGACGAGUUUCUAACAAAAUACCUUCGAUUUAUAGGAAUAACGACGACAUACUGUCGAGGACGGUUCGACGAGCGACUACUAUCACGACAUCAUUUUAAUCGACUUUUGAUCGUUAGAACGCUAGUAUGUGAGAGAAUUUUAUAUCGUAGAAUGCGAAUGUUUUAUGUUACCUUGCAUGCGAACCUGUUUAUUCACUAGAGAUAACGUUGAUCGCACGCGGAGAUUACCAAAAUUACGUUUCGUACAACGAGGCUAUGUUCGAUGAUUUUUUUGUCAAUAUUUUAUUACCUUCCAUUUGUUAAAAAGCUGCCUGGUUGUGCGAACGUGAGCAUUAUUUUUACUCGUUAUCGUUUAAGAUCGAAUCGACACACCCGUGGAACCUGCAAUUUCUAAGAUUUUCCUUUCGCUUAGCUUUAAAUCCUCGGGUGUGUUGGUCGCACGUUUUUACCGUAUCUGAUCGUAUACAUCAUCAUCGCGUAGUUGAUAAUUUAACAGCACUUGAAGUCUAAUAUUUGUUUUAAAGAAGCGUGGUUUCGAGUGCAGCUUGUUACGAUAUUGCAAAAGUCGUUUACAUUGCAUCACGCUACAAGAUGUUCGACACGAAGUUCGUUACGUUGUACGUACCUAUAUCGUUCGAAUAAUAAAUAAUAUAUUUAUGCGACAA
Messenger RNA from Bombus pyrosoma, 3284 nucleotides. RefSeq names its product tetraspanin-9 (gene Tsp5D). The coding region runs from base 1401 to 2174 and encodes 257 amino acids. Gene Ontology annotation, cellular component: membrane. The record is from RefSeq and is a predicted model, not a curated record. The transcript has 5 exons. NCBI's taxonomy places the organism in Eukaryota, Metazoa, Arthropoda, Insecta, Hymenoptera, Apidae.